Messenger RNA from Truncatella angustata, 1281 nucleotides. RefSeq lists its product as uncharacterized. Bases 386 to 1255 code for a protein of 289 amino acids. Gene Ontology annotation, molecular function: protein binding. The transcript is spliced from 3 exons. The record is from RefSeq and is a predicted model, not a curated record. Lineage: Eukaryota; Fungi; Ascomycota; Sordariomycetes; Amphisphaeriales; Sporocadaceae.
GAUAGUAUUGCGCUGGCCGGGUCAGAAGUGGUCAGUGUGGAUUCGUAUCCCAAAUGAGAACCUAUUGUGGAUGGCCACUUUCGAGCUAGUCCAUUCCCAUUUCGACAGAAAGUGGACCAGAGGUUACCAACGCAGCGUGGCUAUGUCCGGGGCUGAAUUGGAGCCAUUGAUUACAGAAGGCACAGGGAUAAUGAACUUCUCAGUUCUUCGUCACAGUCACGUAACUCAUGACAACUCGAUGAGUCUCUACUUCCGCCCCCUUCUUCUCUCAGAUUUUAUAAUCGUUUACCAUCAAUAUAUGAGCAACGGCGCUAGAUGACAUCAAGCCCUUUCACACCGUACAUGCACUUUCCACCAAGCCAUUUCAUUUGUUUCUUCGGCGGUCAUGAACCUUCUUGCAGACGAAAUCUUACUCCUGAUCAUUGGUGAACUGGCACACCACGAGGUCUUGUCAUGUCGGCGGGUCUGCAGGAAGCUCAUGCGGGUCUGCAAUUCCAUUUCCUUCAAGUGCCUCAACGUAGGACCUAACUAUCUCGAGAUACAAAGUCUCAUUAGACUGUCGGAAACCGAUCUACGGUUGCACGUACGAGAAAUUCAUCUGACCUUCGAGGUAUUCUAUCCACAACGAGCCAUGUCUCUCGCCGCGUUCACCUCGGCUCUACGCCCACAUCCGCUCUUGUACAAGCCAUCCGAUACAGAGAGAUUCUUCAAAAGAUACCAAGAGGCAUUCUGCCAAGAAACAAUGUGGGAACGAUUUCUGAUGCACGCCGCAUCGUUGGCGACCUUGUUGGACAGAUACCAGAACCUGGGCCAUGUACAGAUAUCCCAGUCGUAUGCCCACCAUCCUGAAGACAAGCCUGACGGCAGAAAUCCAAUGAAUGCUGCAAUAUCUAUUGCUGGACAUCAGAUGUUCCUGUCUAUUGUCAACGGGCUUGCAUUAUCUCGAACUAAGAUUCGGGAGAUGACACUCAAGGAUAUCAACCCACUUUAUCAUUAUUUCAGUGACCAUGGGUUCGCCAACAGGUUCGCCAAUGCUCUGCUAAGAGUGUUCCCAAACACAGCACCCAUCUACAAGGCGGCAUUUCAGGAGCUAAAGGUUCUUAAUAUGACUCUCGCAUCAAAGCUUGAGAAUCUCGAAUGCAUUGCGGCUUUGCUACAAACUAUGCAGGAACUGGAGGCUCAUCCAGAAAAUCUAUUAGAGUUCUUACAGAGACACGAGGGAACGUUAGUCGUUGGGUCGGGUAUAAGGUUCUAAAACGUAAGGAAUUGGAAUGUAAUACG